Molecule: messenger RNA, 1171 nt
Organism: Limanda limanda (common dab)
Lineage: Eukaryota; Metazoa; Chordata; Actinopteri; Pleuronectiformes; Pleuronectidae
Product: probable G-protein coupled receptor 148
Exons: 1
Coding region: 1-960 (319 amino acids)
Biological process (GO): G protein-coupled receptor signaling pathway
Cellular component (GO): membrane
Molecular function (GO): G protein-coupled receptor activity
Source: RefSeq, a predicted model, not a curated record
AUGGCAUCAUCAGUACUUGUGGCUAACCUCACCCAGGAGUGGGUGGACUGUCUGCGGAGGUGGCACAUGGAGUAUUUUUUCAUUCCGACCAUAGUCGUCACCAUGGCCACCUUGCUGGCCAACCCUGUCCUCCUGUCAUGCAUCUUCCUGUCCCGUGCCUUGAGGCGGGAGACACGCUACCUGCUGGUGGCCAACACCCUGAUGGCCGACAUGCUCUUCCUCAUCCUCAACCUGGCCGUUAUGAUCUGCAACGCUGUCAGUGCUCAGGUCCCCUGGGUCGUGUGUGGGCUGUUCACAGCCGUCACCGUCACCGCCUACUGCUGCACCGUCCUCACCAUCACCCUCAUGGUGGUGGACACCUACGCUGCUGUCCGCUGGCCUCUCCGCUACCAUGACCUUCUCCCUCCUGCCCGCACCCACCGCAUACUGGUGGGGGUGUGGGUUCUGGCAGCCGUGUACCCCUUCACUCUGGUGAUCAUGAUGGAGGUGGGGAGGGGAAAUUCCGAGGAGGGGUUGGCUGUUUGUCUUGUUCUCGUCUCUCUGGGUCUCAUUCAGGUCCAGAACAUAAUAGCGAUCCACGUCUACUUCUUCGUUGCCGCGCUCUUCUGUGCUUUGCUCAUUUUUUACUGCUACAUUCGACUCUACAUGGUAACAAAGACCCAUGGCAUCUGGCAGAGCCGCUUCUCCAGGGCGCGGGUCACCCUGCUGGCCCACGGGGUUCUGCUCCUGCUCUACUUCACCCCCGGCUUUGUCUUCAUCCUGGAGCUCUUCCUGUUCCAGAGGAAGGACAUUAGUCAUGAUGUUCGUGUGUGGGUCAGCACAGUCAACAUGUGUGUUUUGAUGUUGCUGCCCAGAGCAUUGGCUCCGUACCUCUAUGGGCUGAGGUACAGGGAGAUCUCUGACACUCUGAUGCAGCUGCUGCAUCGACACAGGGGACUCAGCCAGAACUCAGCAUCAUGAAGGACUCAGGACUGUUAUCACAUUUCUACAGUGGCAUUACUUGUGAUAUCUGUAUUUUACAUGUUUUCAAAGUAGCCCUCCAACAAACAAAGAUAGACCUGCAAGACAUUAACCAGGAUUUCUCCGUAUGGCCCCUCCACCCUAAAGUUAUCUGACUAGCCUCAAUUGGAUCUAAGUUAUCAUUGUGUGUACCUAAAACAGUCAAACUUGA